This is a messenger RNA of Coccomyxa subellipsoidea C-169, 1423 nucleotides long. RefSeq names its product NAD(P)-binding protein. Bases 159 to 1094 code for a protein of 311 amino acids. The transcript has 9 exons. NCBI's taxonomy places the organism in Eukaryota, Viridiplantae, Chlorophyta, Trebouxiophyceae, Coccomyxaceae. The record is from RefSeq and is a predicted model, not a curated record.
UUCCCGUUUGCAACAAUUUCCGUUCUCUCCCAUGUCGGAGACACGUAUUUCAGAAGCAGGGUACCCAGCGGACGCACAGUGCGUCAAGGAAUGUUGUUACAAGAGCUGCAGCACUUCCAGAUCUUGAAGAGCGGCUGUCCCGCUACGAGUGGGACCAGAUGCGUUUGCCCGAUCUGACAGGGAAAACGGUGAUUGUAACUGGAGGCAAUUCAGGCAUUGGUUUCGCAAGCUGCUUGGCGUUGGCAAAGCAGAACGCUAACGUGAUUCUUGCGUCAAGAGAUCGACAAAGAGGUGAAACUGCUGCGCAAGAAAUCAAUGACUCCCUCGGAAAGAGCAACGUCACAACCAUGCAGCUGGACGUAGCUCAGUUUGCCAGCAUCCGCAAGUUUGUUGAUGAGUUUUUGGCACGCAACGAGCCGCUGCACAUACUCAUCAACAACGCAGGCAUCCAUCUGCCUGGAGGCUGGAGUGAGUCACCAGAGCAGGACGGCCAACGCACGCCAGAAGGCUUCGAGGUGACGCUGGGCACAAAUUACUUUGGGCCUCUGAUGCUGACUCAGCUGCUGCUGCCAAAGCUCAAGGAGAGUGCUCCUGCGCGCAUUGUCAACCUUGGCAGCCCUGGAGAGCAGUUCAGCGGUGGAGUCUACUGGGACGACCUUAAGGGUGAGAAAAAGACAAAGAGUGACAUGAACGUGUACGGUACCAGCAAGAUCUAUCUGAUCAUGGCCUCCAAAGCCCUCAACGAGCGGCUCAAGGGAACUGGCGUGGAGGUGUUUGCUGCACACCCAGGGAUCACAAAUGCGCCGCUGUAUGCCAAAACGGACAAGUCGAAGCCGAUGGGAGCCUCUGUGGCACUCUCAAAUGCAAUUGGUGGCCAGCCGACGGAGCGAGGAACCAGCCCCAUACUGUAUGCAGCUGCAGCAAAAGAGCUCGACGGCAAGGGUGGUGCAUUUAUUGGCGGGCCUACCGGACCGCUACUGCCCUUCAGCAACUUGGACCAGUUCAAAGACCGCCCGACCUUCACAGAGGAGGGCAAGCAUCUGGAGGACUGCCUCCGUCUCUACGACGAAACCCUGAAGAUUAUCAACGCCUAAACUUUUGGUCUGGGGAGUAUGGAUUAGGCUUUGGGGUUUGAACGGAAAUGAUUUUUUCGCACCCGUGCAUAGUGUGAUGUUGCGUGAUGACAUGGAGUGGCAGAAAAAAGCUCGCCUGAAUUUUCUGCUUCUGAGUAUAGCAGUAGGCAGACUCCGUUUGCGCGGUGCAGCGUGCAGAUCAUUUCUGGAAUAUGUUUUGAUGGUGUCAGUUUACUCUGGUUAGGGCACAUAAGAUCAAGGAAUCAACACAAUUCGCAUGAGAGCAGAUUAAUGCUAGGGGCAUUCAUAUCGCUGUGAUGAGAUGCAAAGGUAAAUGCAAAAAAGAUGAU